Notothenia coriiceps (black rockcod) is the source of this 2111-nucleotide messenger RNA. Its product is annotated as 5'-AMP-activated protein kinase subunit gamma-1-like. Gene Ontology annotation, molecular function: AMP binding; protein kinase regulator activity; protein kinase binding. The record is from RefSeq and is a predicted model, not a curated record. The transcript is spliced from 16 exons. Gene Ontology annotation, biological process: protein phosphorylation; regulation of catalytic activity. The coding region runs from base 465 to 1847 and encodes 460 amino acids. Gene Ontology annotation, cellular component: nucleotide-activated protein kinase complex; nucleus; cytoplasm. Lineage: Eukaryota; Metazoa; Chordata; Actinopteri; Perciformes; Nototheniidae.
GACAUUUCUUAGCUGAAGCUGUGUGGAAAUUACAGCUUUUAUACUCAAACGACACAGAACCCUUCUCCCUGCUGGCUCUGUGCUCCGUAGCCCUGGAGGAUUUUCUUCUUGCCUGGAUAUGAAAGCUUAGCCUAUAUUGGUGACUUGCUGCAGUUGUCAUUUUCUGUUUGCAACUACGUAGGUGGAUUCCUUCAUGAAGUAACCAAGUAGUUUAUUUUACAUUGUUCAUCCAUCGACUAAAGGUGACCAGUUUCCUCUUUUUAUAAAAAAAAAAGGACCAUCCCUCUUCUCUAGAAAGGAAAACAGCCUCCAGAUCUGUGGAAAGCAGUUUGAUAUAUUUUUCAACUUAGUUUAUUUUCAACUAGCAAAUGGUGUGAUCUUCACUUCAGACAUCACCGCACCCCUCUCGUGAUGCAGAUGGUCAUGGUCAGAUUUAGUUUUGAACCAACAACCCACUGUGUUUCAUGAAGAGGUUUGGCAGCCUGAGGAGGAGCAAGAAAAAGAAGGAGCAGGAUGGGCUAGGAAGCAGGAAUCAGUCCGAGGCGUCAUGUCUGUCCGCCUCUGGACUCUCCACACCACCCACCACCCCCACCCACGCGCCCAGCCAGCCUGUGUUCACCCAGGAGGCCGUGCCGAGCGGACCUGAACGCCCCGAUGCGAGAUCGCUAUCCCGCUUCAUCUCCACCCCUCCCGACACAGGGCAGCGCCUCAGCCUUCCCUCUGCUAAACCCCCAAUCGCCUCCUCGAGCCCUGUGCCAUCAAACUCUACCUCGCAACCAGUGUACGGUUUAUUCGAAGGCAUGCUGGAGAAACUUGAACUGGACGAUGAUGCUGCUGAACCUGAGAGUGAUAUUUACAUGCGCUUCAUGAAAUCCCACAAGUGCUAUGACAUCGUCCCCACAAGCUCCAAGCUGGUUGUGUUCGACACAGCACUCCAAGUUAAGAAGGCAUUCUUUGCUUUGGUAGCCAACGGUGUGCGAGCUGCUCCACUAUGGGACACAGAGAAGCAAAGCUUUGUGGGAAUGUUGACAAUCACCGAUUUCAUCAUCAUACUACACAGAUACUAUAAGUCACCGAUGGUGCAAAUAUAUGAAUUAGAGGAACAUAAGCUUGAGACUUGGAGAGAGGUUUACCUUCAGGCAACAUUCAAACCUCUGGUCAACAUAUCACCUGAUGCAAGCCUAUUCGAUGCAGUGUACACCCUCAUCAAAAACAAAAUUCACCGCCUGCCCGUCAUCGACCCUGUCACGGGAAAUGCACUUUAUAUUCUCACACACAAGAGGAUCCUCAAAUUCCUCCAGCUUUUUAUGUGUGAAAUUCCAAAGCCAGCUUUCAUGAAGCAGACUCUCGGGGAGCUGGGCAUUGGUUCGUACCGUGACAUUGCUUUCAUCCGCCCCAACACGCCCAUCAUCAAAGCGCUCAACGUUUUUGUGGAGAGACGAGUGUCGGCCCUGCCUGUGGUGGAUGAGACGGGCAAAGUUGUGGAUAUUUACUCCAAGUUUGACGUCAUUAACUUGGCUGCUGAGAAGACGUACAACAACCUGGACAUCACAGUGACGCAGGCUCUGAAGCAUCGCUCCCAGUACUUUGAGGGAGUCAUGAAGUGCCAUAAAAUGGAAACAAUGGAGACCAUUGUGGACAGAAUAGUGAAAGCUGAAGUGCAUCGGUUGGUGGUGGUGGAUGAGCACUCCAGCAUCGAGGGCAUCGUCUCGCUGUCAGACAUCCUCCAGGCCUUAGUGCUCAGCCCUGCAGAUGGCUGUAAGGAGGAGACCAUGACUGAGUGGAAUACCACGGCAGCAGGGUUUCAGUUUGGGACUGAAGCCAGUGUCCCGAGUGCUGGAACCUGAGCUGUCCCUUCUCCCCGCUCUGCAAAAUGCAUUCAGUCAUUGAUUGUUUUUUAUCGAUGUUUGUCUUGUGUUACAGUCUGAUAUAAAAUUUGGAAACGCUCACAGGCUCCAAAAUAUUGUAUUGUACAUAGCAAGUUGGUUUUGGAAGUGUUUUUAUUUUCUCCAUCAUAAAAAAAGUCCUCUAUGCAUGGAUGAAAGAUACUGUCUUCACACAAUAAAUAUGUGCAACCAUGUCUAUAGCAGCAUAGGGUAGAAGAUAAUAAA